This is a messenger RNA of Pseudophryne corroboree (corroboree frog), 1736 nucleotides long. RefSeq names its product endoplasmic reticulum lectin 1 (gene ERLEC1). The transcript is spliced from 14 exons. Gene Ontology annotation, cellular component: endoplasmic reticulum lumen. Lineage: Eukaryota; Metazoa; Chordata; Amphibia; Anura; Myobatrachidae. Gene Ontology annotation, biological process: retrograde protein transport, ER to cytosol; endoplasmic reticulum unfolded protein response. The coding region runs from base 172 to 1614 and encodes 480 amino acids. The record is from RefSeq and is a predicted model, not a curated record.
CGUUGUGCAGCGAAGUUAUUGGCUAGCUGCUCCCCGUGUGUGCGCUGUGCAGCGAUGUGAUUGCGUGGCUGCUAUCGGUACCUUGAUUCUGCAGCGAUGCGAUUGGCUGGCUGAAGCGCCGUAUGGAGCAGUAGGGUGGUUGUGUUGCUGCUUCUUCUCCGGGAGUAGAGGAUGCACAGGGGAGAGCUGGCGGCUGUGCGCGCUUCCCUCCCGGUCCUCGCUCUCCUGUACGGGGUGUGCUACGGCGGACGAUCCCUGCCUGCUCUCAGUGAUGACAUUCCCUUCCGCCUCAACUGGCCCGGGCCGGACUUCUCGCUGCCGACCACAGGCAUACCGUACAGAGAGGACAAUUACAUCAUUAUGACAACGGCCGAUAAGGAGAAAUAUAAGUGUCUGCUCCCACUUACUGCCAGUGAGCAUCAGGAGGAAGAGCGAGAAUAUAAAGGACCAACCCCAGCAGAACUGUUGGAGCCUCUCUUCAAGCAAACCAGCUGUUCCUAUAGGAUAGAGUCGUAUUGGACAUAUGAGGUGUGCCAUGGAAAACACAUUCGGCAGUAUCAUGAAGAGAAGGAAGCCGGACAGCAAACAAAUCUUCAGGAGUAUUACCUGGGAAACAUGAUGAAGACGAGUGCGUCUGAUGCAGCAGGCGAGACACAGGAAGAAGGAGAGAACCUGGGAAGCCAUGACCGUAUCCCCACCAAAAACAUUGAAGGACAGAUGACCCCAUACUAUCCAGUGGAGAUGGGGAAUGGAACACCGUGCAGCUUGAAACAGAAUCAACCCCGAUCCAGUACAGUGAUGUACAUAUGUCACCCCGAGGCCAAGCACGAGAUCUUGUCUGUCGCUGAAAUAAUCACAUGUGAAUAUGAAGUUAUUAUACUGACACCUCUGCUAUGUAGUCAUCCGAAAUACAGGUUUAAAACCUCUCCUAUAAAUGACAUAUUUUGCCAGUCAAUGCCGGGGUCUCCUCUAAGGCCACAAAGUCUUGAGAAACUUGACCAGCAGAAAGAAAUGAGUAAGACGCCACUUAAACCCAACAAAGAGGAGGAGCGCCAGGCUAUGAAGGAUAAGUUCUCCACCAUCCACAAGCCAGUGACGGUGGGAUCUCAGCAACAAGUAACUGUGGGAACCACGCACAUUUCCAAGCUGACGGAUGAGCAGCUGAUCAAAGAGUUCCUCACUGGCUCCUACUGUUUUCAUGGGGGUGUUGGAUGGUGGAAGUAUGAAUUUUGCUAUGGAAAAUACGUCCAUCAGUAUCAUGAGGAUAAAGACACUGGUAGAACGACGCUUGUUGUGGGUGUUUGGAAACCAGAACAGCAUUUAGAUUGGGCUAAGAAAAACGCAGCAAGGCUGUACCAUCCACCAGACGACGGAGUACAAACUGUGAGAAUGGUGUCACAUUUCUACGGCGGAGGAGAUAUUUGUGAUUUCACAAACAAGCCAAGACAGGUCAUUGUGAAACUAAAGUGCAAAGAGUCCGAAUCCCCUCACGCGGUUACAGUCUAUAUGCUCGAGCCACAGACUUGCCAGUACAUUCUCGGAGUGGAAUCUCCAGUAAUAUGUCGGAUCCUGGAUACAGCUGAUGAGAAUGGACUCCUCUCAAUUCCGAACUGAGAUGCAAAAUGAACUUGAAUGUUUUUGCUGGGACCUGUAAUUAGUCAGCGGAUCAAGUGUACAAAGGAGAAAUGCUCUAGGACAUUUGUGUAUAUAUUGGAUAAAACAGAUUUUAAAUACAA